GAUCCACUCCAACGGGUAGGCGUGACUAUUGAAGUACUUGUGAUGUGUACCAGGAUGGUGGCCCAUUAUGAUCAAUGCUACGGAGUUAUGAAUGGGGACCAUGUAUACCCCCACACGGAGUCUAUAGUUCCGUAUCCACAAGCGUGAUCGAUCAAGCCCAAGCCUUCACGGGGGAGCCGUUACUAAGGGAGCCCUUUGAUAGUCACCAUGGGGUGGAACGGACCCUUUGUCCCGUUACAUUUUCUGCUCGUUAACAGCGCCAUCUGUGACCGCAUUGUAAUCGUCAGUGUACGUUCGUGUACACACAGGCUGCGGAUUCGUGCUGGCGCGAUUGCGUCCGUAGCAACCCGGCUUGCUCAUGCACUGCAUAAUGCAUUAGCAGAGUGGCUCGGCGUUUCUAUAAACAUAAAUCGGUCGUGAAGAGAGUGGACGGAGUAGAUCAUCGUGCGCGUGUUGAGAGGAUUCCCCGCAUUUUGAGUGGACAAAUCUAAAUGUCAAACACGCAGGACUGGACACGCUAACAGUUUGGGAGUUUCAGACUUCUGAUUUCCCUCAAUUAACUGGAGCAAGUGAAAUCCACAACCCUUCCAAAGCCUUCUCAAAUCUUGAAGUUUCCACAGUCAAUUCACGAAGCCCACCUGUUGAGUUCAAGCUGUUACACUUGACAUCCACCAUUAUUUAACUUUCUAGAUACGGCGAGAACACACAGCUAGAAACCAUGCAGGACUACUACGGACAAACCAUGACGGCCAGCUACUUCUCUGCCCCGCGAGUGGGCAUGGGGACGAGUUACCUACCCCCGUUGGAAAGUACCAUGCAGGCAUCGUACAAGAGUUACGCACCCCCAUUUGUUGUGAGCCAAUCCCUUAACCUGCCAUGGAAGCCAAGCACCUACCAGCGCGGUGCAAUGAGGUCCAUGCCGACCAGUCUGAGCGCCCCUGAGCUGAACCCAAGCACCUUGUACCGCGACGAUGUGGUUUCCAAAGUUCCCCCUCUCAUGCCGUCGGCCCGCACCGCCCUGUUCUCCAAGUACACCCCGACGGAUUGGUUCAAGUCCAACAACCAGAACUAUCGUUCCUCCGACAUGACCCGCAGUGCGGCCCAGCGCCUCCGAGACGAGAACGUCCGCAUCUGUCACGACACGGACGCCCGCACUGUCAAGACGCAGCAGGAGUCCAGCAAGAACCUGGGCAACCGCCUUCAAGACAUCAACUUUUGGAAGUCCGAACUCAACCACGAGCUGGACGAGAUGGGCAAGGAGAUCAACGACCUGGUCGCCUGGAAGCAGAGGACGGAGAACGCCUUGAAAGAAACGGAGGGACCCCUCCAGAUCGCUCAAGAGUGCCUGUUCAACAGAGAGAAGAGACAGGGAAUCGAUCUAGUCAACGACAACGUUGAGAGGGAGUUGAUUAAGGAGGUAAACACUAUCCGCGAGAGCCAAAACAAGUUGAGGAAAAUGAUCGACCGUGCCAACACACAAAUAAGCAUGAGCCGUGCUGCCCAGCAUGAGUUGGAGAAGGACCUGACGGACAAGUUCCGCGCCCUGACAAUUGACAACAAGUGUCACCAGCUCGGCAACACGUCGCACGGCCUAGCGUAUUACCGCGGGAUCGAGGGUGUGGAUCAAUGUGUCUCAAUCCCCGAAUCCUGGGCCAAGUUCUCCAACGACAACAUUCUGCGAUCACAGAGAGAGCGCAACGCGUCCAAGGGCCUGCGCGGGGACGUCGACAGCACCCUCCAGGAAACGUCCAACGACAUGUGGACGCAGAACAACGCCGUGAACGUGGCCUUCUCGGCGCGCAUUGCCGAGACCAUGGACGCACGCAACAGCCUGCAGUCGCAUCUGGCCAGGGUUCUCCAAGAGAUCAAUGAGAUGGAAAACAACAUCGACGUUCUUCGCAAGGCUAUCGCCGACAAGACCGCGCCGAUGCAGGUGGCCCAGUCCCGGUUGGAAAGCAGGACGCGCCGCCCCAACGUGGAGCUGUGCCGUGACCAGCCGCAACACAGACUGGUUCGCGAAGUGGGUGAAAUCUACGAGACAGUAGACGUUUUGCAGAACCGUCUCCGUGCAGCCGAGAGCGCCCUCCAGGAGCUGUGCAACACCAAGACCACUUUAGAGCACGACCUGGGCGUCAAGAACAACAGCCUGUACAUCGACAAGGAGAAGUGCAUGGGUACCAGGCGGACAUACCCGACCACAGCCAAGCUGGCUGGUUACCGAGGCCAACCGUGAAUCCGUGGGUGGAUUCCUGUCAGAGUUGUAACCAAGUUAUCACAAGUCAGAUAACAAGCAGUCCAAAGUCAAGCUGCAAGCUAUUCAAAUGCACCGUAAAAACUAUAAAGCUAUAGAGGCCUUACCCUUUGUCAUGAAAAGUGGGACCAUUGGAAAUGGUGUGGGUAUGGAAAUUUGGGGAACGCGACUAAGCCUACAUCAAGAAAUCUACGUACGCGUACAUUCACGAGUAUAACCAGUGAUUUGGGCGGCAACUUUUCCAUGCGAUGCACACGUCUCCCUCAUGUGCCAUUUGUAAUGGUGCCCGCUAUAAUGUCCACCUACUUUUACCUAAUAUUUGACUCUUUGUCUAAUCAUGUGACCCACGUAACCUGGUUGGCCUGAAUAGAGCUCUGUUCGUUUGAAGAAUUCUGAAGUUUGAAAUUUGCAAGAAUUUGCGUGUUUGUUAUGGCCCCCAUCAGACUGAUCGGAUAUGCACUGCAUCUUGAAUGGUAACUCCAGUAAAUGUCAAUUUUGUACUCUCGAAAGUAUUUUGGUGUGUAGACACAAGGUAUGACACAAGAUGUGUCCGUAAUUUAAAAGGUAGGCAUUACGAGUUGUAAUUAUUUUUGACUAAUAAUAUAAAAACGGAGAUCACUAAAAGGGUGCGCUAUGUAGCAUUGCUACUGCCAUGUUAUAUUGCCUAUUAUAGAUUCCGUCCAGAAUUGCAGAAAGCUGCGCAUGUCAAGUACAGUAUGUACAUGUACAUUGCCUAAUUUUUGUAAGUUCCAAUUAAAAUUAUGGUGAAAUUUAUUUUUACACUGAGAAAAACCUAGGCAUUAGAUAAACUCACAUUUAAAUUUGCCUGCACGAAAACCAAACACAGAUGUGAAAGAUUAAACAUUAUAAUGUGUACACCCUGAAAGUAGAAUUGACAUGUACUAACGUUUGCACAUAAUUAACUGUAAGUAUAUGCCCACCGUUUGAUUCAGUAAUUGCCAUAUAACUCAAACAGCCGUCGGAGGACAUUCAUGUUUUGUCACUAAUUACGCAUUUUUUCUUUCCAGAUGGCUGUAAGAGAUAUUGGCAUAUUAUGCAUGUGUGCUUUUUAAUGAAACCGCAAAAACAUAUUUUGAGUUGAAAAGGUAAAAUGUGUGCCAUAUGUGUUGGUGUAUGGCUAACUGAUCUAGGCUGUACAGACAAAACAAAGAAAGCCAGCACAGUUAAUUGGCACUACACCUGUUACGGCCUAUUUUUAGCAAAAUUGGCUGUUGCUGUAUAUAACUGGGAAAAAUAUUGUUGAAAGAGGCUUAAAUUGUGUAAUUUCUUUGUGGCAAGUGAUUAACGUUAAUUGUAAAUACUGGCUUUUUUCCCCUUUCUUUUUGUCACAUUUGCAAUCUAUCUUAAUGCAUGAAAUAAUUGAUGAAACCUGUGUGUGAAUUGGCGUGUCACCUUUAACAAAUUCGGCAGUUUGAUAGUUUUCUGCACAAAUUGAAAAUAUUUAUGCACUUGUUCUUCGAAGAGUAAGGGGGUAGGGCUACAUGUAGUUUGUUUAAGGUAAACUUAAACUCCUUAGGGUUUUGUAAACUCAUGUUGAAUUUGGAGGAUUUAGCUCUGUUAGAGGUUAGAUACACUGUUCUAUUCAAUUUGUGCAGAUAAUAUUGAAAUGCCGUUUUUGUGUUUUCACUGCAUGCAAAUGUUUUGUUGUAUAAGCAGAUCACGGAAUGUUACAUAUGCGGCUGCGCAGCGAAGGCUAACUUACUGUAAAAAAUAAUAAUAAAUGAAGUUUGUUGAAAA
Messenger RNA from Acanthaster planci (crown-of-thorns starfish), 4009 nucleotides. It is a transcript of the gene tekt3, whose product is annotated as tektin 3. Gene Ontology annotation, biological process: cilium assembly; cilium movement involved in cell motility. Gene Ontology annotation, cellular component: microtubule cytoskeleton; nucleus. The record is from RefSeq and is a predicted model, not a curated record. Lineage: Eukaryota; Metazoa; Echinodermata; Asteroidea; Valvatida; Acanthasteridae.